Papaver somniferum (opium poppy) is the source of this 890-nucleotide messenger RNA. RefSeq lists its product as uncharacterized. Lineage: Eukaryota; Viridiplantae; Streptophyta; Magnoliopsida; Ranunculales; Papaveraceae. The coding region runs from base 129 to 692 and encodes 187 amino acids. The record is from RefSeq and is a predicted model, not a curated record. The transcript has 2 exons.
AUUAGCUCGAAGUGGACUCGGCAAAUGAUCGAACAUAUAUUCCUGCUUUGAACCCUGAAAAAAAACUUGUAAACUUCUACAUUCCAUUCAUUCUCUUCUCUUUUUAUACAUCUCGAUCAAGCAUUAUUAUGGGUGAAGAUCAAAAAAUGCAAAGCUUUCGUGAUCCAAUCUCGACAAUAACCGGACCGUAUUCACCUUCCGGUAAUAAUAAUAUCCGAUGGGUAGCCAUGGAUAAUGAUGACGUUUUUGAUUCAAGAACUUCGUCGUUUGAAGAUUUGAUUAAUGGCGCCUCUACCUCUUCAUCUUCGUUAGACCUAGAAGAAGAAGACGGAUCUCCGAAUACAUCUUCUUCGUCAUCGUCUUCAUCGAUCAAUGGACCUUUAUUUGAACUGUCUGAUUUAAUGGAACAUCUUCCAAUCAAGAGAGGACUUUCCCAGCAUUUUGAUGGAAAAUCACAGUCAUUUACUUCGCUCUCCAACGUCAACUGUUUAGAAGAUCUUGCGAAAGGAGGAAUUCAUUUUAGGAAGAAGAAGUCAUCCAAAAGCAAUAGCUAUGGAGGUGGAUUAGAUAUCCAAAAUAAGACAAUAUCAAAGAAGUCUUGGUUAACCAGAGGUUGUUUUGUAUCUUCUUUAGUUGAUAAGCAGGGAAUUGGCUUUAAUCUAAGAACUCAUGCCAAUUCAUUCAAAAGAUAGCGCUUUAAGUUGCGUGGAAUUUGCACAAUUGUUAAUCUUGUAUAUGCAUAAUCAGUCUUGUACGAGAUGGUGUUUCUUGUUAAAAAACCUAGUAUCAUUUUUCCUCACCUCAGAAGUUUGUAACCUCAUUUCGCAAGUGCGGGGUUCUUUUUUAUUUUAUUUUUGCAAGGUGCAAAUUCCUGCAGCUAAAUGCUGGUC